AUGGGAGGGGACGGAGGAAGCUUACCGCAAAGGGUUGAUCUUGUUAGAAUGAAAAACAAAAAGUUGAAGGAAAAUACAGGAAGCCUUGGAUAUGAAAAAAAUACGCUUGUAACCAUAAAUCAUAAUAAAUAUAGCAAGAAAGAAUUAAAGGAAUAUUAUUUUAAUCAUUGCGCGAUUUCGCAAGAGGCUUUGAAGGAACCAUUUUUCUGUUGUCGCCUUGGGUUUUUGUACAACAAAGAAAACAUUUUUAAAUUAAUUUUAUUUAAGAAACAAAAUAAAAAGAAAAGAAAAAAAGAUUUUUAUGAUAAAUUUUCGCACAUUGAUUCCCUGAAAGACUUAGUGCUUUGCAAAAGCAAAUUAAAUGAAGAAAAAAAAUUAAUCUGCUUAAUUUCCAAUGAAAUAAUAAAUGCAACCUCUGGAGCCAUAUGCUUGUUUUCUUGUGGCUGUGUGUUUUCAAAGAAGGUUUUUAACCGCGUAAACAUUGCAAAGGAAAAUAUAUGUGUUACGUGUAACAAAAAAUAUAAACCCAGCGAUAUAAUUGAAAUAGGAAUAGAUGACGAAUCAGUAUUAGAGGAAAAAAAAAAAUUAAUUAAAAAAAGAAAAAUGGACAAAAAAAAAGAUAUGUCACAUGAAAAGAAGGAAACAUCAGAUCAGGAAAAAGUAAAAAAAAAAAAGGAAAUAACAGCAACAAACGGGAAAUAA
Molecule: messenger RNA, 702 nt
Organism: Plasmodium malariae
Lineage: Eukaryota; Apicomplexa; Aconoidasida; Haemosporida; Plasmodiidae
Product: replication termination factor, putative
Exons: 3
Coding region: 1-702 (233 amino acids)
Biological process (GO): site-specific DNA replication termination at RTS1 barrier; mitotic DNA replication termination
Cellular component (GO): nucleus
Source: RefSeq, a predicted model, not a curated record